Molecule: messenger RNA, 5574 nt
Organism: Bufo bufo (common toad)
Lineage: Eukaryota; Metazoa; Chordata; Amphibia; Anura; Bufonidae
Gene: NR1D2
Product: nuclear receptor subfamily 1 group D member 2
Exons: 8
Coding region: 357-2183 (608 amino acids)
Biological process (GO): positive regulation of transcription by RNA polymerase II; negative regulation of transcription by RNA polymerase II; cell differentiation
Molecular function (GO): RNA polymerase II cis-regulatory region sequence-specific DNA binding; nuclear receptor activity; zinc ion binding
Source: RefSeq, a predicted model, not a curated record
GAGAAGGCUAGACAGAGCAGGACACUGGGGGAGAGAAGGCUAGACAGAGCAGGACACUGGGGGAGAGAAGGCUAGACAGAGCAGGACACUGGGGGAGAGAAGGCUAGACAGAGCAGGACACUGGGGGACAUCCACUCUGACAACUGGUUGUAUGGACACCAAGGCGACUUGUUGCACAUCCACAGCAGCCAGGAGGAAGCAGGGCACCCAGGGCACCAGACCUUCUCCCCCGACAUGGAUCUGCGGGCAGAAUGAGUAGCUGAAGCCAGGAGGGAGAGAAGGAGGACGCGGGGAGCCCCCACCUGCACGCUGAAGACCCCUUUGUGCACAACCUCUAAGCCGCAGCCGGGUCUAACAUGGAGAGUAACGCAGGUGGUGUUAUUGCAUACAUCAGCUCCUCAAGCUCAGCCUCCAGCCCUUCCUCCUGCCACAGCGAGAGCUCCAAUGGUAGCUUCCAGUCCUCAUCCUCCUCUCUUCCAUCCUCUCCCAGCAGCUCUGCUUCUGAGGGCAGCAGCGGUGGGAGCAGCGGUGGGAGCAGCGGGAAUGCUACAAGCAGAAGUGACCUUCCAAGUGGGACCCUCACCACCAUAGAGGAAUCUCAGAAGAACCAACAGGUGGACACACUGUGCAUAAAAACAACCUAUACUAGUGCAGCAAUCCUAACCAAAGGCCAUGGUGGAGUCACCACUAAAUUCAAUGGAAUGAUUCUUCUGUGUAAAGUGUGUGGAGAUGUGGCGUCUGGAUUUCACUAUGGAGUCCAUGCUUGUGAGGGCUGUAAGGGUUUUUUUAGAAGAAGCAUUCAACAAAACAUCCAGUACAAAAAGUGCCUCAAGAAUGAGAGCUGUUCUAUCAUGAGGAUGAACCGAAAUCGAUGCCAGCAAUGUCGUUUCAAGAAGUGUCUGUCUGUCGGCAUGUCAAGAGAUGCUGUUCGUUUCGGGCGCAUUCCAAAACGUGAAAAGCAGAGAAUGCUGAUGGAGAUGCAGACUGCUAUGAAAACCAUGAUGAACAGCCAGUUUGUUAGCUCAGGACACCAAGAAGCACUGCCAGAUUACCAAGCUUCACCUUCACUUUUGCCACUUGUGCCCCCACCUGUUCAAGAAAAGUUGGACACUAGUGGUCACAAUUACUCAGAUAAAAGCCUCACUCUACCUGCAUCUUCUUCUCUUCCUCCGCCAUCAUUUGAUGUUAGCAAAGAAGAUGUUAUUGGUACAGUAACUAGGGCUCAUAGAGAAACUUUCAUGUAUAACCAGGAGUCUUCCAAAAUCAAAACCGAAGCAAACCACCAGAUAGAAGAAAGAAUGAAUAAUGUAAAAUACAUCAACAAAAGCAACAAUAUCUACUCCAAUAAUGGUCUCAGCACUGCUCACUGUCCCGCUAGUGGAAACCAGAAUUAUAUAAAUGAACAGCACAGAGAGAAGAACAUGGCGGGUUAUUCUAACAUCCAUGCUGUUUGUUACUCCAAUGACAAUAAUAUAAACAUUUCCAAUGGCUUCUCCCACAAAGAUUGCCGCAGAGGAGCCAUGCUUGAUGUACCACAGGCUGAACAUAUGAAUGGCUACUCAUGCAAGAGGGGAAGGAGAAUGCAUCUGGUUUGCCCUAUGAGCAUGUCUCCGUUCAUGGACCCAAAUAAAUCAGGACCUCAAAUCUGGGAAGAGUUCUCUGUGAGUUUUACCCCGGCUGUAAAAGAGGUUGUAGAAUUUGCCAAGCGCGUUCCAGGAUUUAAAGAUCUUUCCCAGUAUGAUCAGGUCAACCUGCUGAAGGCUGGAACUUUUGAGGUAUUGAUGGUACGGUUCGCAUCAUUAUUUGAUGCAAAGGAGCGUACUGUUACUUUUCUUAGCGGAAAGAAGUACAGUGUGGAUGAGCUGCGCUCUAUGGGAGCUGGGGAGCUGCUCAACUCUGUUUUUGAAUUCAGUGAGAAGCUUAGUGCUCUGCAGCUUAGUGAGGAGGAGAUGAGUUUGUUUACAGCAGUUGUCCUCGUCUCUGCUGAUCGCUCUGGUAUUGAAAAUGUAAACUCUGUUGAAGCAUUACAAGAAACACUGAUCCGUGCACUGAGGACUUUAAUCAUGAAAAACCAUCCCAACGAGGCCUCCACCUUUACUAGGCUCCUCCUGAAGUUAGCAGACCUGCGUUCUCUCAAUAACAUGCACUCAGAGGAGCUUUUGGCUUUCAAAAUUCACCCAUAGGCCUAUAAAUGACUAAUGUUCGACAUCUACUGUAUAAUGUGUGACAGAUUAGGAGUUCCUAAGGGUAUGUUUGGAACAAUACAUCUAUUACAAGUGCAAAAAUAGCCUAUAGAAGAGGAAGAGUCUUUUGUCAACUAAAAUAUAUGUGCAGCCCACUAGAAAUUAGUGAAAUGACUGAGGCUUUAGUCCCUAGAGGAUAUUUUUUUUUAUGAAUAUUGGUGCAGCCUACAAAUUGGCUACCUCUACACAACGGAGACAGCGUCUGCACUUUAUGCUUCAUUGCUUUAUAACAUACAGACUCCUCGAGCCUUAUUCUGCGUUGAGUAGGAGGUAUUUCGAAUUUGGAAUGGAUCUGUAAAAAAAAAAAACAUAACACAAAAAAAAUCGAAGAAAAAUGUCCGUCCGCCUAGAAGAGAGAGAAAUGUGCUUUAUGUGCUUUAUGUGUUUUAAACCAUUUAAAGAACCAAAUUUUGUUUCACCAAAUUUCUGCUGGCCGUGGUCAAGGCUAUAUUAGAUUUCUUUAUUUAUAUAGCUAAGUACACACCCAGCACGCUUGUCAGCUUUUAGGCGUCUGGAAAAUCCUAUAUCUUACAAAGUAUGUAUCUUAUCAUUCCUAAUGCUUUGCUGGUCAGUUAUGUGCCUCCACGAAGAUCUGGAUUGUUGUCUGUCACACAGAUUUUUAGCGCGCAUGAGUGGAUCCAUUUUCUGUAUUUAUGUGUUUUGAAGCUGUAAAUAGUCCUGGUCAGAGAGUUACAGAUGAAUAUAUGUCGGCUUCCUUGCAAUAUUUUAAACUGUGAAGGAAGCUGUUACAAAUCGUUAUUAUGUAUAAGAAUUUUAAAAAUAUGUAAAGAUAUCCAACUAUUGAAAAAAUGUAUGCUGCAGACAUUUGUUACAUGGAAACCUCCCAGUGCAACUGGGUCUUUUGCGGCCAAGCUGCAAACUCAGUGACUCGCUGUACAAAAGGACUUGUUGGGCAAGUAACAGCAAUGGUUAAAUCCAGGCAAAUCCAAGAACGUUGCCCACGGCUUGUGCAUAUAGGUGUUCGCGGGACACAGUUUCACCUCAGUCAGCAUCCAUGUAUAAUAUUGUAUUUGGGCAAUAUAUAAUGCCCCCUGAAGUGCUGAAUGCAAAUGAGCAGCACAAAGGGACACAAACAUGGUGGACCCUUCUGCCGUACUUCACAGAUUGUCACAAACAUGGCGGAAGCUCAUAUCGUACUUCACAGAUUGUUAUAAAUCCAAAUGAGGCCUCUGCUGCACUUUAUAGAUUGUCACAAACAGGGAGGAAGCUUCUGCCGUACUUUACCGAUUGUCACAAACAUGGAGGAAGCUCCUGCUGUACUUUACCGAUUGUCGCAAACAUGGAGGAAGCUCCUGCUGUACUUUACCGAUUGUCGCAAACAUGGAGGAAGCUCCUGCUGUACUUAACCGAUUGUCGCAGAGAUGGAGGAAGUUUCUGGCCUGCUUCACAGAUGAAUGAACCCUUUGUGGAUAUGUGUCUCCUUUGCAAAGAAAAAAAGAUACUUAUAGAUACUUGUGUGUUCAGCACAAUACAUGUGCAGCAUAAAAAGUAUGUAGAAAUGUAAUUUAUAAGUUCUUAGCACUGCGCUAGGUUUUCAGCUAGAGUAGAUAAGAUAUGCACUUUAUAUUAGGAGCGAACCAGUUUUCACAGUGCUUGUCUCAGUGACUAAGACCAUUUUUGCAGUAGUAAGGGAGACAUGUAAUAACUCAUCAGUUAUAAUAAGAUCCAACUUUUAGCAGCGGUGUAAAAAAAAAACAUUCAUACCCAUUUCUCCGAUGAGUCACAGGGUUUUUUUUUUUUUUUUACUAACAUCUUUUAUAUUUUCAUGUCCCACCAUUGGGCUAAUUAACUACCCAACACAGAGGGCUAAUCUUUCUCAGAGCUGCUGCAUUUGACCUUUAAGGUGAUCUCUGUAAAAGGAUACAUUUUUUUUUAAACUUUGGGUAACAUCCCUAAAUCCUAUAAAAUCUGAUGCAAAGCUGACUUAUAACUCUGCAUUUAUGAAAAAAAUGUUUGAUUGUGUCUCCCUAUUGGAUUCAUGUUUAACAGUAAAAAACACCCCUUCAGCCCUAAAGAAACUUUAGGACAACACAAAAAAUUGCAUCAUUUCCUAACUGCCAUCAUUUCAACCACAUCAGGGUUUCUGGUUUUUGUGUUAUGUAGGGUUGAACUGCAGCCUAGCAUGAGGCUUCUCGGUGCCACUCUACUUAUAUUAUGGAGUCCCUCUCUUCUACUGGAUUAUGUUUGAGACACAUUCCCCAGUGUAUGUCUUGUACAUAGUGCAGGUCAAGGUGGAGUGGGAUGCACGAGUGCCCUGACAUCAAGGAGACGUUAGAUGCCAUGCUAAGCCAUUCACUGGCAGAACAUCCCUAGAAAUCUAAGAACAGCAGGCAUUUUGGUGGUGGAUGUGCGCCAAAUAUACUGGGUAAAAUUGAGCAGUAGGUUUCCUUAAGAAACCACAAAACUUAAUAUUUUCACUGUGUUGCACCAAAAAGGGCAUGAUUAAGGUUUUCUUUUGUUGUUAUGUUUUGCUAAUAUAUAUAUUAAUGUGGUAAAAAGAAGAAAUGUGUGAUCAGUAAUCCUUUAACCUCUUGAUUGAACUCUUGUUAUUAAUGUUUUUAUUUAUGUAUUGCAUUUUAUGUGAUUCUUUUAUUUCAUGUGCCAUACACAUUUUGUUCUGUGUUUCUUAAUUUAGAAACAAUUUAUGGCCCAUUACAUAUAACUUAGAAUCGUACCGAUCUCUUAUAUUCUGAUGCUCCGUACCUGCACACAUCUUGAAGCAGGUUUGUGUUGUGAUCACUCACACAUGUUGCAGGCAACCAUUCUGUCCAGUAAAAUGCAGUGCUUACAGAUAACCACAGUAUCAGUCAUUGAUAUGCCUGCCAUUGAAUUGAUUGGCUGAAGCCAAAUGGUAGGCUCAAUUUAAACCGAAUGGCUGCCAUCAGAGAUCUGAAUGCACUUAGUUAUGAGAGUUUGACAGCUAUAAAAUAUUAAAUCUAUAUUCUUUGAAAUAUUUCAGUAUCCCACAAUUAAUUCAGGUGUACUAUUUUCAUGACAAGCUUCUGUAGGUUUUCCUUUAUUAGCCUGUUGACAAGUUUAAAGGGGUGUUCCAGGCAGAGAAAACUCUUCCCUGUUAAAUAUAUAUAUACAGUAUAUAUAUAUAUAUAUAACUGAAGCACUUACUAAUGUACUUGUUGUUUGGCAACUGAGCUUUUCUUCGAGAUUUUAUUUCCCCCUUCCCCAGGCAGAAAGUUUGUUAGCUUUUGAUUUCACACUAACUGUUGUCUCAGCCUCCCUGUGUUGAGAGGAGACGAUACCUCGUUGCACUUCCCCCAGCCUCUUCCCUUCUGGUUCAUGUCAGAGUUGAACU